Messenger RNA from Chenopodium quinoa (quinoa), 1121 nucleotides. Its product is annotated as osmotin-like protein. Gene Ontology annotation, biological process: defense response. The record is from RefSeq and is a predicted model, not a curated record. Gene Ontology annotation, cellular component: extracellular region. Lineage: Eukaryota; Viridiplantae; Streptophyta; Magnoliopsida; Caryophyllales; Amaranthaceae.
CCCUCAAACACUUUCAUUUCAUCCAAAUCAAUAUCUAAUCUAAACCAAAAAAAUGGCAUUUAUUUCUUCUCUCUCUCUCCUCUGUUUCCUAGCCAUCCUGAGCUUGGCCCAAGCCCAAUCUGAGCUUAUGCUUACUGUUGUCAACAACUGCCCAUUCACAAUCUGGCCAGCUAUCCUACCCAACCAUGGCUUCCCAGUCCUUGAAAAAGGUGGUUUCCCCCUCUCCUCCCUAACCCACCGCUCCUUCCCAGUCCCAAACACUCACUGGGCUGGCCGUAUUUGGGGCAGAACUGGGUGCACCUACGCUAACGGACGUUUCAGUUGCGCAACCGGAGACUGUGGUAGCCGCCUAGAAUGCAAUGGGCUAGGUGGGCAGAUCCCCGCCACACUAGCCCAGUUCAGCAUCCACCACGGCAACAGGGAUCACUCCGCUUACGGAGUGAGCCUUGUUGACGGGUUCAACCUGCCCAUGACCAACCCCCACGAAGGCAAGGGAGUUUGCCCUGUGGUGGGGUGCAAGAAGAACUUGCUAGAAGGGUGCCCUGAACAACUUCAGUUCAGAGGCCCACAUGGUAAUGGGCCGGUUGUGGGCUGCAAGAGUGGAUGUGCAGCCUUUAACACUGACCAACUUUGUUGUAGGAAUCAGUAUAACAGCCCAAAAACAUGUCACGCGUCAUCUUACUCAGAGUACUUCAAGCAUGGUUGUCCUGCUUCCUUUACUUAUGCUCAUGACACUUCGCUCAUGCAUGACUGUGCUGCCCCACGUGAGCUCAAAGUCAUUUUCUGUCAUUAGAAGAGAGGAUUAACAAAUAAUUAAGAAUAUUUGGGAAUUAGUAGUAAUUUAAAUCUUGCUACUUUUUUCUUUCUUUAUUUCUCAGUUUCUUGUAUGUCUAAUUUGCUCUCUAAAUGAAGAAUCAAUGGACAAAUGAAAGUCUUUUGCUUUGAAAUUAUAGUCUUAUUUUGUGUUAUUAUUUCCUCAGUUUUUUUCUUGGUUAAGUUGUUUGUAUGUGUGUUAAUGUGUAGUUUAGCCAGCUAAUAAGAAUGCUCACUUUUGUUACGUGGUGAUAGUGAUGUGUAAUUUUAGUCCUAAUUACCUUGGCUUGUAAACUUGUACUUUUGUA